GCCUAUGGUCGAAUUAUUCAAACACAUUAUUUAUUGUGAAUAAUCGAGUUGAAGAAUCGCUUAAAGAUGUGAAUAAAAUCGAAAACAUGCACAAAGCAAGUGGCAUGGAAUUUUACUACUGAAAUGAUUGCACUAACCCACCCAAACCGGCACAACAAUGAUUAAAUUAUUAAAAACAUCAACAUCAAAACAAUUAUUAUAAACAUCUUUGUUUCACGUUUGAACAGCCACUAAUUCAUGACACUACACGAUUAUUUCCAGUUAAACUAAAAAAGAACAGUUUUUGCGAAAUUUAAAACAAAAAAAUGCUGUAAAACAGCAAAAUACGUCCCUUCAAAAUGAAAAAAAAUGUUUAAUUGAACAGACAUUCUUCUCGCGCAUCAGUGCAUAACGUCAAAAACCGUCCAUGAAAAACGAGGACAACUUUGCACUUCGCUAUGUUUUCACAUACCCGGGUAUAAUUAGCCGUGCGGAAUUAGUACCCUUGCUCUGGCCUUGCGCGCGGAACGGCGAUCCGCGCCGUUGGCUCGGGGAUAAAGUUGGGAAAGCAAAAUUACGUGUAUAAAAUUUCAAGCGUAUACGCCAAAUGGCAGUAUCAAAUUCAGAAAAAGAAAUGUCGUUAUAGAGACCUUAGAACCACAAACAAAAUCGCGAUAUAUACAUGUUAAUUGCACUUACUAUCAUUUGUAAAAAAUCCUUUACAUCCACUGUAGCUUCCAUGACCAACUUUAGUUCUUGCAAAAACACGAAUAUAAUAUUUCGUUGAUGCAUUCAAAUUGGUUACGAGCCACUCGCUUUUACUUGUGACAAUUGUUUGAAAGCAAGGACCAUUUUCUGAAUGUGAAACACACGCUGUACAGCUGAUAAUGACACCAUUUUGUUUAGUUGUCUCGGGAGGGUCCCAAGCGAAAGACAAUGACGAUGCACUUCUUGAUGUGGUUCUGAUGUUCAAUGGAGGACCGCUCGGAGCUAAAGCGUAUAUAGAACGAAGGUUUUUAUUUAGUACUUAUGUACCUGAAAGUAGACAUUUUGAAUGUAUGAGGAGCCAGAUGAGGACACUUUUCAUGACUGUAGAAAUUGUGGAAACUAUACUGAGUAUCUUAAUUCGAUAUAAUAUCAGUAACUUAGAAAACGAUAAACAUUUUGAAAAGUAUUGAUUCGACGUUUUGAUAGAUGUGAACGAGUUUUUUUCGAAACGUUUGGUCGUGAAUGUCGACGUCACUUUCUUCGAACAGUAGCGAGCAAAAAGACUGGAAACAGUUAUUUUUAAAAAAUAUAGAACACAUUUUAAAGACAUUACCACUUUAAAAUACGCUCAGCCUCAGAGCAAGCGUUUUCUAAGGUUUCUGUUCACGUUCUUUGUGUUUUUUUUUGCUGUUGGCAACAAUGCUUCAAAAUUAAGUGGAAAGCGAUUAUUUAAAAUGUUUCUGACAAUAUUGCCAUGCACUAAAUAUGCAGUCUUGAAUAGAACACGUUCUAGCUAUAUAACAGAUAUCUUCUAUAACACUCACCUUCUUCUGAUGUAGAGAACGAAGAAAUGAUCCCAUCACCAAAACCGACUUGGUAAUUUCCAGUAGCGACAUAUAUUUCAUAUGUAGUAUACGGAGUGAGAUUAUUUAUUUUAUAUUUAUUCACUUUUGGCGUGGUAAUGCUCAGGAUUAGAGAAUUAUCUUUCUUCAGUUGAAUCCACAAAUUUGUAAGACUAUAUGUUCCUCGAUUUUUAGGAUUUAGCCAACAUAUAUCAGCACUUCUAGGGGUGAUGUCAGUGACGGUGAGGUUUGUAGGUUUGUCUGGCAAUGCAGCUAGCGGGAAAAGUGCAAAAAAUUGUUAUAUGUAAAGUGUUUAACAGUGGCGGAAACUUUGCGGAAUAUUGGGGGACGAGCGAGUGCCAAGGCACGAGAUUUCUAGGGGGUAUGGGCGGAUACUCCCCAGAAAAUUUUUAAAAUUUGGAUCCCUCAAAUGGCAUGUGCAGCAUUCUGAGAGCACAUUUUGUAAGAAAUUUCAGGUUUUCAAAAUAUUAAUUUAGUGGUGCAUUUUCUUAUAAAUCAUAUGCUAAGCAUAAAAAAAUGACAUUUGAGAGAAAAUAUUCUAGAUGAUUAAAUACAUUUGCGAAUAGAAUUGCAAGGUGGUUUUACACUUUCUCAACAAGUCCCACGUAUUUGUAUGUUUAUAUCUUCGAUUCAGUGCAUGCUAUGAAGACAAUAAUAUACCACCAUUCGAUUCAUUGAAGUAAUUAAGUAAUAUCAAGUAAUUAAGUAAUAUAAAGUAAUUGUAAUAUUUAUGUUGCCUUAAAACCCUAUUUGACUUUAGGCCAUAUUUUCGCAAAGCCAAAAGUUCAGUAAAAACAAAUCAGAAAAUUAUGCUGUUUUUUCUAUACCAUGCGGUGACUGCCAGAAAGAGUAUUUGGGUCAGUACACGGCUAAAAGAUCAUCAAAAGGCUCUUUCAACUUUAGACAAGGGGAAUUCAUUUUAGCAGAACAUGUGUGUGACACCAAACACGAGAUUGCGUGGGAAAUCUCUAAAGUAAUUACUAAUUACCACAAACAAUCGCUAUGGUCAAAGACUAUGCCUAUAUAGAAGCGUGGCAUAUAAAUAUGAGUAAUCAUGCUUUGAAUAGGGAUGACGGUGCCUAAUUGCUAGAGGAGUACAUGCAUUGGCAGUGUAAUAUCCUAUGUUAUCACGUGUGGGUAACGUGACAAGUAGGGAGAGAUAGAAAGGAGAGAACAUGGAGACUUGAGAAUAAAAGUUGUAUUGAUGUUCAAAGAGAAUAUUACAAUGGCGACGAGGAUCUAUUAACACAAACAACAAAACAAUCCAGCGCAAGAUCUUACUCAAGUCAGAAAGAUCAGUGCACUCUUGUGUCCAUACUCAGAAACAUCAAGCCGUUCUAAGGCGAAAAACGUACGCUAGGCGUUUACACGUGGCGGGAAAGCAAGCAAACAAAACGCUUUAAAUUCUCGAUUCAACGGCUAAAAACAGCCUAAAAUACAACAAAACAUGGCAACAGCUCUGCCAACAUUCCCUUCCUUCGAUCCCAACGCGGACCAGGGAGCAACCGGCGUAAGAUUUAAGAAAUACAUCUCUCGUUUUCGAAAUUUGAUAGUCGCUACAGACAUCGAUGAUCCCAAACGUCAAAACGCGCUCUUGUUACACUACAUCGGUGAAGAAAUCAAUAAUAUCUUUGAAACACUCACAGUCAGUGCACCGGCUGAAGGAGAAGCAGUUCUAGACGUCACAAUUAAAGCACUAUCUGAAUACUUUACACCGAAGCAAAACCCUGUAUUCGAAGAAUAUAAAUUUCGCAACGCCAAACAAACCCACGACGAAGCUCUUAUGACGUACUAUACACGACUCAAACAACUUUCACUCACCUGUGAAUUUCACGAUGCCGAUUGCGAAAUCAAAUCUCAGAUCAUCCAACACGGCCGCUCGCAACUACUUCGACGAAAAGCUUUAAUCGAUCCAACUAUAACCCUGGCAAAACUUCUAGAAAUGGGUAAAGCGGCGGAGCUAGCCGACUCGCAAGCAGCGAACUUAGAACGAACAGAGAACGUCAGCCAUUUCACAGCCGGAAGUAGCAAAUACCACAACAAAGCACGCUUCCAACCCCGGAGCCCCGGUACCAGGGUGAAAUGUCGUAAUUGUGGAGGCACAUACCCGCAUGAAGGCGGAAAAACCGCUGUGGAAAACUUAACCACUUUCAGUCCGUAUGUAUCCAAGACAGACAACACUCAAACCCCACCAAACUACGUCAGCGACGCUACCCGCAAACAGCCGAACGACAGGACGUCCGAGCGAUGGACAACAUCGCAGAAACUGACUACAGCGAUCACAGCGACGAAGUUGGCGUGUUCCGAAUCAACGUCAACAACAUGACUUCGGAUCGCAACAAACACCCAUUAUUUGACGUCACCAUCGAAGGAACACUGCUGACCAUAAUGGCAGACUCGGAUUCCAGUAUCAGCAUUCUGGAUGAGCAAGAUUACAACAAGCUCUCCCCACGACCGAGUUUGGAGCAAACACGCAUCAAAGUUUAUCCUUACCAGACCGAGACACCCCUACCCGUCCUUGGGCAAUUUACCUCCACCGUCGCAUCGGAAAUAGUCAACCGCACAGAGACAUUCUAUGUUGUGAAAGGAACCAGUGGGUCAUUGCUUAGCUGGCGCACUUCUACCGACCUGCAGCUUCUCAAAGUCGUAAAGCCCAUUACACAUCAAAACAUUCCCACCGUUGAACAGCUCACCACCCACUACCGCACUUGUUCCAAGGACUCGGCAAGUUGAAAGAUUAUCACGUCCAGCUUCAUAUUGACGAAGGUGUACCACCAGUUGCCCAACCACACCGACGCGUGCCGUUCCAUGUGCGCAAACAACUUGAGGAACAGCUAAGUCAGGACGAAAAACUGGGUGUAAUCGAACGCGAGGAGGGCCCAACACCCUUGGUAUCGCCCAUUGUUGUGGCACCAAAGCCCAAGUCACCCGGAAAGGUCCGUGUAUGCGUUGACAUUCGUCGUGCAAACACAGCAGUCCAGCGUGAACGCCACAUCACCCCAAUGAUCAAGGAAAUCAUCGGCGAUUUGAAUGGUGCAACUGUCUUUAGCAAACUCGACCUCAACCAGGGUUACAACCAACUAGAACUAGCCCCGCUCCACUAAAGUCUUAUUUGCUAUUAUAUUUAUUAUAAUAAUAAGUGAUGAAAUAUUUCAAUUGUCCCGUGUCAUCUUCAUUAUUCAGUUCCUUUCAAGGAAAUCCAAAAUGUGAAUCAACUUUUUUCGCAGAUACAUGUACGCUUUGCGUACCUAUUUUUCUUAUAGCUAUGGAACCAGACAAAUCAACAAACCUCACCGUCAUUAACAUCACGUCUAGAAGUGCUAAAAUAUCUUGGCAAGAUCCUAAAUGUCAUGGGAUAAAUUAUUUGUAUCGCUUUCGGAUUAAACUGAAGAAAGAAAACUCUCUAAUCCUGAACUAAUGUUCACACAGGAAGAGUGAUGAAUAUGAAUUAAAUAAAAAAUCUCACCCCGUAUACUACAUAUGAAAUAUCUGUAGCUGCUGGAAGUUAUAAUUACUGAUGAAUUUGGUGAAGAGACUAUUACUUCGUUCUUAACAUCUGAACAAGGUGAGUGUUGAAAGAUUUGUGUUUUACUGCAAGACAAAACAUUGUUCCUUUAUAGUCUAUAUACACUCAAAAUUCUCCUUCAGUAACAUAACAUUUAAAUAUAAACAUCUGCUUAUAUAUACACUUUAGUUCCAAGCGGUCCUCCAUUGAACAUCAAAACCACAUCAAGAAGUGCAUCGUCAUUGUCUUUCGCUUGGGAUCCUCCUGAAAAGACUAAACAAAAUGGCGUCAUUAUCAGUUACACAGCGUGUUUUUCACAUUCAGAAAAUGGUCCUUGCUUUCAGACAUUCAUCACAAGUGAAAGAAAGUGGCCCACCGUUGAACAGCUCACCACCCACUACCGCACUUGUUCCAAGGACUCGGCAAGUUGAAAGAUUACCACGUCCAGCUUCAUAUUGACGAAGGUGUACCACCAGUUUCCCAACCACACCGACGCGUGCCGUUCCAUGUGCGCAAACAACUUGAGGAACAGCUAAGUCAGGACGAAAAACUGGGUGUAAUCGAAUGCGAGGAGGGCUCAACCCCCUUGGUAUCGCCCAUUGUUGUGGCACCAAAGCCCAAGUCACCCGGAAAGGUCCGUGUAUGCGUUGACAUGCGUCGUGCAAACACAGCAGUCCAGCGUAAACGCCACAUCACCCCAACGAUCAAGGAAAUUAUCGGCGAUUUGAAUGGUGCAACUGUCUUUAGCAAACUCGACCUCAACCAGGGUUACAACCAACUAGAACUAGCCCCGGAAUCCAGGUACAUUACCACCUUCAGCACCCACCCCGGGCUCAUGCGCUACAAGCGACUCAACUUUGGAAUAUGUUGUGCCGCCGAAAUCUUUCAGAACUCCAUUCGCGAGAGUCUUGACGGCAUCCCGGGCGCAAUCAACAUCAUACUCGUUUUUGGCAAGACCCGGAAGGAGCAUGAUCAAGCACUCGCAGCAGUAUUUCAGCGGCUUCGAGAAUGCGGGCUGACCUUGAACAAACUCAAGUGCGAGUACAGCAAGAACAGCCUUGAGUUCUUCGGGUACGUUUUUGGUGCAGAUGGCAUGGCCCCUGAUCCAAAGAAAGUCCAAGAUAUCCUAAACCUCAAAGCCCCAACGUCAGUCACAGAAGUCCGUAGCCUGCUAGGCAUGACCAACUGCUGUGCACGAUUCAUCGAGGGAUAUGCCACAAUUACUGAACCUCUGCGAGCCCUUACCCACUAGAACCAUGCCUGGGAGUAAACGGACAAGCAGGAACAUGCCCUGGCCCAGCUCCGGCAUGUGUUGGCCAAUGCACCUGUCACAGCGUACUUCAACCCUGAGAAAACAAAUGAAAUCUCUGUUGAUGCAAGCCCGGUUGGGCUGGGCGUCAUCUUAGCGCAAAUCGAUCCCACAACCAAAGUCAAGCGUCCCUGACCACCACCGAGCAACGCUACAGCCAGACUGAGCGCGAAGCCCUCGCUGUAGUAUGGGCAUGUGAACAGUUUCACCUCUACAUUUACGCCAAGCCAGUCAAUGUCUACACAGACAACAAGCCCCUCGUUGGUAUCUAUGGCAACGCGAACUCGAAACCACCUGCUCGUAUCGAAAGAUGGGCACUCAGACUUCAACCAUACCAGACCACCGUGCAUUACCGAAAAGGAGAAGAAAAUCCUGCAGACCAUAUGUCUAGGCACCCUUCCAGUCACACCGAACCCUGCAGCAGACAGGAAAAAGUUGCAGAAGAGUACAUUAACUACAUUGCCACAACUUCAACGCCAACUGCAAUCACCCUCAGCAUGAUUGCAGAAGCCACAGGACGUGACCCAACCCUCCGUGCCGUCAUAGACGCCUUUCAAUCAGGCAAGUGGCAUGAACUAGCCAAGCAUCCAAAGGUCGACACUGACACAUUUCACACAUACGAACGCCUCAAAGAUGAGUUAACCGUUGGAACAACAACCCAAGUAAUCAUUCGCGGAACGAAAUUAGUGAUUCCAAACAAGCUACAACGUCGCCGCGUGGUGGACUUGGCUCACGAAGGUCACCAAGGCAUUACCAAAACCAAAUCCCUACUACGAGAGAAGGUGUGGUUCCCUGGAAUCAACAAAAUGGUCGAAGAACGAGUUAAAUCCUGUCUCGCAUGCCAAGUUGCAACCCUGGAGGCAGCACGUGAGCCGUUACAAGUGUGUACUCUGCCCGAUCAAGCGUGGGACGAGAUAAGCGUUGACUUUGCUGAACUCUCGACAGGGGACUACCUCUUGGUGGUAUCUGACGACUACUCACGCUAUCCAAUUGUUGAAGUUAUUUGGGACACUUGUAAGUCCAAAAUAAGUUAUUUGGGACACUUGUGUAGUCCAUCUCUCUGAAAAGGAAAAACUUUUGGUUCUGGCCAUGGUUUUUUUAUUAGUUCCGGCCGCAACUAUGAAAAAUCAGGGUUCCGGCCGCAACAGCGUUCCAGUGCACCCCUAACAUUGGCAGUGUAAACAACAAGUGGCAGAACUUUUGCUUCAUAUGAUUACAAUAAAGUUUUGAAACUUCAUGGUUUGACAAGUGACAGUUUACUAAAUAGCCGGCUGUUGGCUGGGGGGGGGGGGAGAGCAUUUGUUAUUGCUGCCCAACCACACCGACGCGUGCGGUUCCAUGUGCGCAAACAACUUGAGGAACAGCUAAGUCAGGACGAAAAACUGGGUGUAAUCGAAUUCCGAGCCGAAAAGAAUGAAAAAGUAAUUGAUGCAUCAUUUAUUAAUUAGAUCUUUUACUUUCGCUGUCAGUAGAGCACACUCUACUGUAGUUCAUCACGAUAUUAUUUUUUUGUAACGAGUAUUUAUUACAAUUUAAACAUUAUAUUUUGACCUCUUUCGUAUCUAGUUUUGUUGCCUAUAAAUCUCACCGUCACUAACAUCAAGCCUAGAAGUGCUGAAAUUGUAAUAUAAUCUGAUUGCUAAUGAUUAUUUAAUUAAUUAUUGUUGACACUAUGAUCUAAGACCUUGAGAGCCUAGAUAUUGUUAUAGACAGUUGAACUAGAGACACGUAAGCAGUAACACCUAUAUGUAUAAUACUAUAGCAGUUAUAAAUAAAAGACUAGAACUUAUUACAUGGUGUCAGGAGUGAACGACACUCACGAGUAAAACACGACUAAUGGCAUCUGGCAGCAUUCAGUGGGCAGCACCCAAACCAUUGCAUUUGGAGGGCAACGUAAGCGAGAAUUUUCGCAAGUUCGCGGAGCACUGGACGCUAUUCGAAAAAACAGAACUCAAAGGAAAGUCAGAAGAGGAGAAAUGUUCUUAUUUUUUGCUAUGUAUAGGAGAAAAAACGAGAGAGGUACACAAAACUUUAGCUUUCUCAACCCCAGAAACGUCAACAAACACCGAAGGUGCGACAGUUUGGAAGAGAACAACUCAGGAACUUAAAACAGCUUUUAAAGCAUACUGCAACCCGAGGAAAAACCUGACAUUUGAACGACAUAAAUUCAACACCCGUAACCAAGACGAGAAUGAAACUAUUGAUCAGUAUGUCACCGCUUUACGUACUUUGGCAGCAACCUGCGAAUUCGAAAGUCUACACGACGGCUUGAUACGCGAUAGAAUCGUUUGCGGUAUUAAAGCACAAACCCUGAAAGAACGUAUGUUACGCGAGAACGAUUUGACCUUACAGAAAGCUAUAGAUAUAUGCCGCGCUGCAGAGACAUCUCGAGAUCAACUAAAAUCGUUGUGCGGCGGUGAGAAGAAAAACAUCAUUGAUACUUUAGGACGAGAUCGACGAAACCGCUACACUCACGAAGCGUCCCACCAGAAAUCCAACAACUGUGGACGAUCUCAUGCACCCAAAACCUGUCCAGCGUACGGCAAACCUUGUAAUCACUGUCAUAAGUUAGGACACUAUGCCAAGUUUUGUCGCUCGAAGACAAAACAAAACAAACCAGUGAAUGAUAUCGAAGUAGACAGCGACGUAUCUGAGCACGGUAUUGAUACGGUUCAAAGCCCCACUAUGCAAGAGAAUGGACACGCCACACUGAAAAUUAAUUAUAACAAUACGUCAGUGCGACUAAAGCUCGAUUAUGGCGCGGAAACGAACAUUCUCACUCAUCAUGAUUUUCUGAAAGUUAUACCAAAACGUCAGCUAAAUAACAAACUCAAACGCAGUGCUGCAAAAUUGACUGCGUUUGGUGGACAUAACAUUCGUGUGCUAGGAAAAUGUUAUCUUCGCUGUCAAUACAAAAACGUAACACAGAUUCUCGAGUUCCAUGUUGUCGAAAGCGGUUCAUCUCUUUUGGGUUGUACCAAUUUGCAAGAGCAUUAAACUUGUAUCAUUCCACAACGUGAAUCAACUCAACAACGAAGCAUCGAGUCCCGGGACGGCAAAAAGCGCACUCACGGGGCUAACGAGUGAACAAAUAUUUGACAAAUAUGCCCCUUGUUUUGAAGGUAUUGGCAGAAUAUCCGAACCAUAUCACAUCAAGAUUGAUGAUAGCGUCACACCGGUAGUUCACCCGCCUCGUAAGCUUCCGGCAACAUUACGAGAUCGAGUUCAAGCAGAACUUUUCGAUAUGGAGAGGAAAGGCAUUAUAAAAGCAGUUAAUGAGCCAACCGCGUGGGUAAACUCGAUGGUCGUAAAUGAGAAACGGUCCGGACGACUCCGAAUUUGCAUCGAUCCUCGAGAUUUAAACAAGGCGAUUCGCAGAGAACAUUAUCAAUUACCUACACAGCAGGAAAUCACUAGUCGCUUGACAGGUGCGAAAUUCUUUAGUAAACUCGAUGCAACGCCUGGAUUUUGGCAAAUGCCGCUCGAUGACGAAAGCUCGUAUCUCACGACGUUCAACACACCAUUCGGGCGUUAUCGCUUUACUGUUGUUCCCUUUGGCAUGGUCUUCGCGCAAGAAGUUUUCCACAAAACGGUCCACGAGAAAUUCAACGAUAUUCCUGGCUGUGUAACUGACAUCGACGACAUUCUCAUCUGGGGACGCACAAUCGACGAACACGACUUACGUCUCGAACAGGUUCUAAAUCGCGUCAAAGAAAUAAACAUGACUUUGAGUCAAGAAAAAUGCCAGUUUCGUCAAACGGAAGUUACCUAUCUCGGUGAGAGACUAACUCAAGAAGGCGUUAAGCUGGAUGGCGCCAAACUUAAAGCGAUAAGAGAUUACGUCAAGCCCACCAACAAACUCAAAGCCCAGGCAACGAAUGGCGUCAGACCAAGCUGCAUGGAGACAGUGAGCUCCAUAUAUAUCUGAAGCGAGAACCCAAGUUUGCUCCUAAAGUCUCUGACGUCACCGCCCCCCCUACGCGAAUUAAUCAAGAAAAAUGUCGCAUUUCACUGGCUAGACACACAUGACAGGGCGUUCGGAGAACUGAAACGCGUUUUAACGGACUCUGAAACCCUGCGAUAUUAUAAUGUGACGAAAGGGGUAACUCUGCAAGUCGACGCAUCACAGCACGGGCUUGGUGCAGCUUUACUUCAGGACGAUGGCCCUGUCGCAUUCGCCUCUAGAGCCAUGAAUGAUACGCAGCGACGGUAUGCUCAGAUCGAGAAAGAGCUACUGGCUAUUGUGUUUGGCUGUAAACGGUUCCACCAGUAUGUUUAUGGCAAGACAAUCACCGUGGAAACCGAUCACAAACCGCUAGAGAGUAUUUUCCGCAAACCGUUAUCGCAAGCACCCAGCAGACUUCAGAAGAUGCUCAUGCAAAUCCAAGAGUAUGAUAUCAAUCUCGUGUACAAGAAGGGCUGUGAAAUGUACCUCGCUGAUGCGCUUUCGCGCGUUUUUCCCCCAGAAAUCGUUCACAAACAGUUCGAAGCAGACAUAGACUCGGAACGUUUUGUUCAUUUAAUGUCAAUCGAGUCCUAUGUUACAGAUCGCGAAAUACAAGCUAUUCGCUCGGAGUUAUCUACGGACCAGACGAUGCAAUUACUUCAACAGCAAAUUCAAACCGGCUGGCCAGAACACAGAUCUCUCGUUCCGCCAGAUAUUCGUGCAUAUUAUCAAGAUCGACACGAACUGACAACGCAAGAUGGGCUAAUUUAUAAAGCUCAUAACAUAUUGAUUCCUCCUAAACUGCGUAGAGAUACUCUUACCAAGUUGCAUCAGUCGCAUCAAGGUAUGGAGAAAACGAAAGUCUAGCUCGAGAAAGUAUAUAUUGGCCCGGUAUGAACGCCGAGAUUGACAACGUGGUAUCCAGCUGCGAGACAUGUCAAACCAACAGCAACGCCAAUACACGCGAGAAACUACAACCCCAUCCCGUUCCCAGUCGACCAUGGCAACAAAUUGGAACUGAUUUGUUCGAGUGGAAAGGUAAACCUCAUCUCGUUAUCGUAGAUUACUACAGCCGUUAUCCCGAAGUCGCUGAACUCAGGGACACCAAAGCUCGAACAGUUAUAGCAAAAACUAAAUCUAUCUUCAGUCGCCAUGGUAUUCCGGACAACGUCAUCUCUGACAAUGGUCCCCAAUACUCGUCAGAUGAAUAUCGCCAGUUCUCGCAAGAUUACGACUUCCAACAUACCACCAUUAGCCCCCGAUACCCUCAAUCUGGAGGGUUACAUGAGAAAACUGUCCAAACUGUUAAACGUAUCUUGGAGAAGUGCGCAGCAACCCAACAAGAUCCCUACCUUGCCCUACUCGACUACAGAAAUACUCCUAUCGAUGGAGUCAGCCCAGCUCAAGCCUUGAUGAGCCGAAGACUUCGCUCCACCCUUCCUGUCGCCACCACAAAGCUCGACCCUUCGCUGAUCAACAGCUCCACUUUUCGGUCUUCCCGAGAAAAUGAGCAAGAACGACAGCAAAAGUAUUUCAAUCGAAAUGCAAAGAAUCUUCCUUCGUUAGCAAUAGGCGAGACUGUGUGAUUCAGAAAAGAUCCUGAUUCAAAGUGGACGCUGGCUACCGUUGUGGAGAAAUUAUCAACUCCGCGAAGUUAUCUACUCCAAGCUGAAAAUGGAUCAAGAUAUAGAAGAAACAGAAUUCAUAUACGCAAGACUAACGAGAGACCUCUACAAACAGACAGUCCAGACCAAGUGGAGAAUCUUAUGCCAACAACCAUCACCGAAACACAACCAAAGGUACCGAGCACGAGCACCCCAACUAACCCUUCCACAACGCAGGCUACCAAGAAAACAAGUCGCUAUGGAAGAUUGAUCAACCCUAAUCCAAUAUAUAAAACUUAAGACUUUCAGUACAAUAGUUUUAAGAACCACAUCAUAAUGACUGAUCGCAAUCAAAGUUAUAUUUGAGUUUUGUUAUGUUUUAAUAGGAUAAAUAAAUUUAAUCAAUUUAAUCUGAAAAAGGGAGAUGUAAUAUAAUCUGAUUGCUAAUGAUUAUUUAAUUAAUUAUUGUUGACACUAUGAUCUAAGACCUCAAGUGCCUAGACAUUGAUAUAGACAGUUGAACUAGAGACACGUAAGAAGCAACACCUAUAUAUGUAUAAUACUAUAGCAGUUAUAAAUAAAAGACUAGAACUUAUUACAACGACAAUUUUGGAAAUUUAGUUACAAGGAAAAUUUUAUUCAGUGGGUAAAAGUCGGGUAAAUUUCUUUCUGGCUCCCUGAUUUUUUCCCGCCCGUACGCCUAUGACGGCUGAACUAAUUUCAUUCAGGGGCGGAUCUAGGG
Messenger RNA from Paramuricea clavata, 12656 nucleotides. NCBI's taxonomy places the organism in Eukaryota, Metazoa, Cnidaria, Anthozoa, Malacalcyonacea, Plexauridae. The record is from the annotation of a GenBank genome assembly.